AUGUCUCCACGACACUCUCACAAAUCCCGAAGCAAUCCAAUGGACAACAGAUCCCCAGCAGCAAGUUCAAAAUUGGAUACGAAACAAUCUCCUUCAGCAACACCCACUCGAGUUGAGACUUCAACGUCAAACUCUCGCACUGAAUCAGCUUACGGAGAGAACUCUCAUGCUUGGACGACCUCUUCGAACAACUCAAAGCCAGUCCACACAGCAUCUCUUCGCCUUCAUUCAAUCGAACAUCCCUAUCCUCAGCACGAAAACGUUCCUCAAUAUGCCGAGCAAGUCAUCUUCGGUGUAUCUAGCCUUGGCAUCUAUAUUCCACCAUACUUGGAGCGAACUUUGGUAGAUCAACAUGGAACUGAGUAUCUGUACUCGAGAAUUGAAGAGAAUGUCGAGCUUCAGUACUGGAAUUUCAGUUUGUCAGGAGAACAAGCUCAUUGGGAAGAAAGGGACGAUGGGUUGUCUGGAGACUUGGUGGGAAUUGGGGCGCAGUUUGAUAGUCAGACUUCAAGUGCCUAUGUGAGUUCUUCGAGGCCAUAG
Messenger RNA from Mollisia scopiformis, 540 nucleotides. RefSeq lists its product as uncharacterized. The coding region runs from base 1 to 540 and encodes 179 amino acids. The record is from RefSeq and is a predicted model, not a curated record. The transcript is spliced from 2 exons. Lineage: Eukaryota; Fungi; Ascomycota; Leotiomycetes; Helotiales; Mollisiaceae.